CUGAAGAGUUUCUCUGUGUGAAGGAAUCAAUGUGGGAAGGCAAAUUCUUGCAGUGUACUGGAAACCUAUUGAAAGCAAUGCAACUUUUUACUCUCUCUGUCCCAUGGCUUGUUGAUUUGUGAAAUGACUACUAUAAAGAUUUUUUAUUGCCAGGACCAGGAGGAUUGCGCUGUGAGAUGAUCGCACCCAACGACCUCGUUGUUUUCCUCUCCUUGACUGUUUUAACUUGAAAAGAUCAUGACAGAAGUCUUUCUCUCAGCUCUUUUGAAUGUUACUCAAAGCACUUUGCUGGCAAAUGGCUCAUCUAUUGGGAAUGUCUCAAAAUGCUCUCUGACAAAGACAGGCUUCCAAUUUUAUUACCUUCCUGCUGUGUAUAUAGUAGUUUGUAUAACAGGAUUUAUUGGGAACAGUGUUGCAAUUUGGAUGUUCAUUUUUCACAUGAAGCCAUGGAGCAGCAUUUCAGUCUACAUGUUCAACUUGGCACUUGCAGAUUUUUUGUAUGUCCUUUCCCUACCAGCACUGAUUUUUUAUUACUUUAACAAAACAGACUGGAUUUUUGGAGAUGCCAUGUGCAAACUGCAAAGAUUUAUUUUUCAUGUCAAUCUCUAUGGAAGCAUCUUGUUCUUGACUUGCAUCAGUGUGCACAGAUACACUGGGGUUGUGCAUCCACUGAAGUCACUAGGGAGGCUGAAGAAAAAAAAUUCUAUCUACAUCAGUAUACUUGUCUGGUUUAUUGUUAUUGCUGGUAUCUCCCCAAUCCUGUUCUUUUCUGGCACUGGGAUCAGGAAAAAUAAAACCAUUACAUGCUUUGAUACAUCUUCUGAUGAUUACUUAAGAAGCUACUUUAUCUACAGUAUGUGCACCACUGUAUUUGGGUUCUGCAUUCCCUUUAUAUUAAUUUUGGGUUGUUAUGGAUUAAUCGUGAAAGCGUUGAUCUACAAAGAUAUGAACAAUGCGCCCCUCAGAAAAAAAUCUAUUUACCUGGUAAUUAUUGUAUUGACUGUUUUUGCUGUUUCCUACCUUCCUUUCCAUGUGAUGAAGAAUCUGAAUCUACGAGCUAGGCUGGAUUUUCAGUCUCCUGAAAUGUGCUUCUUUAAUGACCGGGUCUACGCCACUUACCAAGUGACUAGGGGUCUUGCCAGCCUCAAUAGCUGUGUAGAUCCUAUUCUCUAUUUCUUGGCAGGAGAUACCUUCCGGAGGAAACUUUCAAGAGCUACUAGGAAGGCAUCCAGAAGAAGUGAGGCUAAUGUGCAAUCAAAAAGUGAAGAGAUGACCCUCAACAUUCUAUCUGAGUACAAGCAGAAUGGAGAUACAAGCUUGUGAAGACAUGCAUUGACUACUCAGAACACCCCAAUUAUUAGCACUAUAUGGAAUGCAUCUUGUCCAAUUGCGGAUUUUUAUAUUAGAGAUCUAACGGGUAAAAGUAAAAUAAUAACACUAAAGCAAGCAGACAGUAACUACUUAACCCAGAGAAAACUAUGAUUUUUUUUUCCUGUAUUUUUAUUACAGACGUGCAUUUCCAAAACACUUCAUUAGUGCAAGAAAGGGGGUUCAUUUCAUAUAUGGUUUCUUUAUCUACACAAGCUAAAAAUGGUACGUUUUAUUUUUACAUAUUCUCAAAUUAUUCCAGAGUUUACUGUGAAUAAGGCUUAAAACUACUGCUACCAUGGUGAAGGAAUGUAUUACAAAAUGUUGUAAUGUUUAAAGAGAUUUAAAAGUAUUAUAAGACUAGGGAGUUAUGUUUCUUGUGAUGGCAUUUAUCGUCACAGGGGACAUUUCUGUAAAAUUUUGCCGAAAAGACGUUUGAUUUUGAAACCAAGUUUUACUGCUGCAGAGGUGUAUGUGAAACUGCACACCUGACUGUCAAUAUCCAAUUAAUAGUUCUGUAAUUUUGUCCUUAAGUGUGUCAGUAAAAUCUAGACAAAUGUGAUGAAAUACCUUAGCCAAAAUUUCAGUACAUUGGGAGGUGGGUUGGACAGCAAUGCAUUUUUACUUAUGAUGUCUUUUGUGAACAAAAGGAUAUUUUUACCCAUGUUAGAUUGGCGUAUAUUUGAAGCACUUGUAUAAUAAGAUAUCGGUAGACCACAAAAAGAAUAUUGCACAAAAUAAAAGAAAAAGCAUUUCAAGAAAAUAACAAUGCUAACGAAAAAAAAAAAUGAAUUAACAUUGUUGUCUAGAUACUAAUUUAUAAGGGCUGCCUGUAUUCUUAGGUAACGAUCAAUAUCUAUUUAAAUACAUAUUUGUUAUUAAAAAGUAUAAUUAGUGUAUUUCAAGGAAGACCAGUUGCAAAAUACUAUAUGCUAAUAACGUAUAGGUGUUUUCAAAUUCUAUCUUGGUUAAUAUGGAGAACAUGCCACAACACGAUUCAAGGAUAUAUCUACAUGUGACUGAUCCCUAGCAUCACUAGUAGAUGACAGACUCAAUAUGUAUUUACAAGUACACCUAUUGAAGCUGAGCUUUAAGAAUUUUACAGCUCAAGUUUCAAUAUUUUCAUAGAAUUAUGUGUGGCAUGAUGUAUCAUGUCAAAUGAAUAUGAAGGGAUAAAUAUGUGAUUUAUAUGUUAAAUGUACUGUGUGGAUUAUAGUAUGUGUUAAUGCUCAUGUGAAGAAUGUUUAUUUUUGUACUAUUAUCUGUAAUUUAAUAUAGUUCAGUAAAUCAGUUUUAUUUGUGAUUAACCGUGCCAUUUAAUUGAUUUGCCUAUGGAGACAGUGUUACUUGACAUUUAAGCUUCUCAGGUUUUGUAACUGAUUUCAGAUAGUAGAUGCAAUUAACUAAAUGUGUUUAACUUUCACAAUAAAAAUAAAAAUGGUUUUCCAUUUCUUUACACAGCUGUGAAGUGUGCAUGCAGGUGUAAGUGUACAGCAUGGUAAUAUACACAAGUUACAAUAUGAUGAGAAAGGAACAGAUACAACCACGUGUGAUUGGUGUUGUGCUUAGAAAUUUAAUACUGAAAGCGUCCUAAUAAAACUCUAAAAUAC
Messenger RNA from Bombina bombina (fire-bellied toad), 2978 nucleotides. It is a transcript of the gene P2RY1, whose product is annotated as purinergic receptor P2Y1. The record is from RefSeq and is a predicted model, not a curated record. Gene Ontology annotation, molecular function: ATP binding; A1 adenosine receptor binding; G protein-coupled ATP receptor activity. Gene Ontology annotation, cellular component: plasma membrane. Bases 238 to 1323 code for a protein of 361 amino acids. The transcript is spliced from 2 exons. Gene Ontology annotation, biological process: phospholipase C-activating G protein-coupled receptor signaling pathway; relaxation of muscle; platelet activation. Lineage: Eukaryota; Metazoa; Chordata; Amphibia; Anura; Bombinatoridae.